UCCUGUGACACACUAGCGCAAGCAACUUUCGUGGCUUUGCGGCGGCUUUGCAUCGCCUACGAAUCGUUCUGAGGUCCAAAGUCACCAGAGGAAGCCCAGACAACCGCCUGGACCAGCUGGUAGCACUUUCACGCCAGUCGACGCGCACCGCUGAGAUCAGCACAGGAGACAACAACAAUGAGCUCCCUCCUGGCACGCAUGCGGUCGAAGCCGAAACAAAAUGAAGACAACGGCCAGGUGGAGGCGGCCGUGGCCAAAUUGAAAGACGCGCGCCGUUUUGAUGAUAGCAAGCAGUACUCGACAGCAGUGAUGCUCUACGAGGAGGGCUUGAGAUUACUAAUAGAGCGCCAUCAAUCUGAGAGUGACGAGCCGAAGCGGGCCGUCAUCCUGAAGACCGUCGAAGAGUACAUGGCGCGCGCGGAGCGGUGCAAGCAGCUCGCGCAGGCGAAGCGCCCCGACCACGACAAUUAUGGGGCCAGGCCGCGGCCGCCGAAGGUGCCUCCACGAAAACCGGUCCGCCGCACGUCCCCGCAAGCGCCGCGACGCCGCACCUCGCCGCCGCCGCCAGCCGCGCCAGAGAACAUCGUGCGCGACCCCUUCGAAGCGCGCGUGCUCCAGGAGAUGCUCGACGGUUCUUCAGCUGUUAGGUGGGCGGACGUGGCCGGGUUGGAAGCUGCCAAACGCACUCUGAAAGAAGCUGUUGUGUUGCCGAACUUGAGACCGGACCUCUACCGAGGGCUCCGGGCGCCACCACGGGGUGUGCUCCUCUUCGGGCCGCCGGGCACGGGCAAGACUUUCUUGGCCAAGGCCGUCGCUACGGAGUCCAACGCUAAGAGCUUCUUCGCCGCAUCUGCGGCGUCGCUGACGUCCAAGUACGUGGGUGAAAGCGAAAAAAUGGUCCGCGCGCUGUUCCGGAUCGCUCGGGAGCGCCAGCCCUCGGUCAUCUUCCUCGACGAGGUCGACUCAUUACUGUCGGCGCGCGGCGACGGCGACCAGGAGAGUUCCAGGAGGAUGAAGACGGAGUUCCUUGUGCAGCUCGACGGCGCCGGCACUUCCAGGGAAGAUCGGAUUUUGUUUAUGGCCGCGACGAACCGUCCCUGGGACCUCGAUGAUGCCUUGUUACGACGCGUACCUAGACGGGUCCUCAUACCACUGCCUGAUUCUACUGCGAGAAGGGUCAUCUUGGAUGGUCUCCUUGAUCGGGGCGACGUCGCCCAAAAAAUAUCCGCGGCCGACCGGGCCGCGAUCGUCAAUGCCACUGAAAAUUACUCAGCGUCCGACCUACGAUUGCUCGCGGAGGACGCCGUCCAGGAGCCUUUGCGGGAACUCGGCGAGCGCAUCGCAUCUAUCAAUAUCAAGGAUGUGCGCCCAUGCAAAAAAACGGACUUCGCCAAGGCUUUGAGAGUCAUCAAGCCGAGCGCGGACGCAUCUCUGCUCGAACGCUACGACGAGUGGGCGCAGAAAUUCGGCACGCGCGGUAACUAACGAAGAAUCUUAGUAGUCC
Molecule: messenger RNA, 1504 nt
Organism: Pelagomonas calceolata
Lineage: Eukaryota; Pelagophyceae; Pelagomonadales; Pelagomonadaceae
Source: the annotation of a GenBank genome assembly